Messenger RNA from Diaporthe amygdali, 1911 nucleotides. RefSeq lists its product as uncharacterized. Gene Ontology annotation, molecular function: phosphatidylinositol-4,5-bisphosphate binding. Gene Ontology annotation, cellular component: exocyst. The transcript is spliced from 2 exons. NCBI's taxonomy places the organism in Eukaryota, Fungi, Ascomycota, Sordariomycetes, Diaporthales, Diaporthaceae. Gene Ontology annotation, biological process: exocytosis. The record is from RefSeq and is a predicted model, not a curated record. Bases 1 to 1911 code for a protein of 636 amino acids.
AUGGUUUCCGCCCCCUCCAGUCGGCAUGCUGCCGAGGAGGAGGCGCGCGCCGAAGUCGACGUCCUCAAGUCGCAUCUCGACAAAAGAGCCCAGCUGACCAAGAAGAUCGAGGCCCAGCUGUCUCGGGUGCAAGGCACGGGCAAGCGCCUCAACGAAGCGGUUGGCCCUCUCAACGGGGAGACGAAGCAGCUGCAGGUCUUCUGCAAUAACAUCGACGGUGUACUCGCUGCCAUUGGCCGAUUGCGCCAACAGUCCGACAGCAAAAAUGACGAAGAGCAGAUCAUUCGCAUGGGGCCAGAGAAGGCCGGCCUUUCCAACUACCUCAGCUCGCUCAAACGUUUGAACAAGGCACUGGCCGACAUGAAAGCCUCGAAUCUACGAUCUACACAGCAGACGACCUCAGACCUCCAGCGGUUGAUUAAGUCCGGGAAUACGCAACUCGAGGCUUACUUCGACAAGAUGCUGCGAAGCGAAACUCCACGGUCCAUCGAGCCGCUCCAUUACAUCACCAAGCAGCAACCUUUCCCUGUGCUGUCCCAGGACAAGAAUACGAGAUUGGGCUUGUUGAAUUCGUACAUCGCAGGUGCUCACCGGGAGAGCGGCGUCAUGCAGGAGUCUCCAUCAGCUAAGAUUUAUGCCGAGGUCCGCGGGCCGUACCUGACAGCAACGUUGGUGAAUCUGGCGUCGGCAAGUGUGAAUACUGCGAAGAGGAAAGACUCAUCAUCAAAUUAUCGUGCCGGAACAAGCGGCAUCAGUACUUAUGCGCAAGCAAUGGAAGGCUUGUUCUUGGCCGAGUAUGAGAUAAUAUGUCGCAUCUUCACAAGAGAGGACUGGGGCCCAGUGUUCCAAGCAACCUGCCAGGCGCCUCUCGCUGAACUCGCCCGCACCUUGCGAGAGCUGAACAUUCACAUCAGAAGCCAUCUCAACACCGAUUGCUUUUUGGCAUACGAAAUAGUGGAAGUCAUGUCAAGUCUUUCCAACAACCUGGAGUCAACAACGGGAGAACUGAAGGCGUCGCUCGCAGCAGCGCUUAAGCCCGUUAAGGAGACAGCCAAGUCAUCCUUGGCUGAACUCUUGGAAGCGUUGCAAAUGAAAAUCAACAGCCUGCAAAUGCUGCCCGCGGAUGGGGCUCCCGUGCCCGUUGUGUCAGAUACCAUGCAAAGAUUACAAACGAUGGCGAACUUCCUGCGGCCCAUGUCGAUUAUCAUGGUAUCUAUUGGCGACGGGGGUUGGAAGUCGUCCGCGGCGGCAGCAAGGAAUGCUGGGGAUAGCGUACCUAACCUGGCGUCUUUUGACGUGAGCGCUGAUGGAACGGAGAUCUUCGCCAAUUAUUGCGCGGACACCAUUGAGACCCUUUUCUCGUCGCUAGAUUCGCGUGCCAGAGCUCUAUUCGGGAGGAAACCAGUGGUGGGGGUCUUUAUGGCCAACAAUAUCGUCAUCGCGGAGCGCAUGAUUCGGGACUCUGAACUGGCGCCUAUGUUACAACAGAAGCUCCCAGGCGUUAUUGAUAAUUGGCGGAAAAAGGCGAACGCCACCUACACGGACGUGUGCAAGGACGUGUCGGUUCAUCUUCUGGACGUUAUUCAUACCUCUCGCGCGAACCGGCCCACGUCUGGACAGGGUAUUGUGGACUCAGCGUCUAUCAUGAAGGGGCUAUCAUCCAAAGAUCGGGAGAAGAUCAAGGACAAAUUCCAGGCGUUCAAUGCUAGCUUUGAAGACAUGGUCGCGAAGCACAAGCAGUACAGCAUGGAGCCUGAGGUACGGCGAAUGUUUGCCAAAGCAGUGCAGCAGACUGUUGAGCCGCUAUACAACCGGUUCUGGGACCGGUACCACGAGGUCGACAAGGGCAAAGGCAAAUAUGUCAAGUUUGACAAGUCGAGCAUUGCGGCAGUUUUUCACACCCUCUACUAG